Molecule: messenger RNA, 1350 nt
Organism: Rhodotorula toruloides NP11
Lineage: Eukaryota; Fungi; Basidiomycota; Microbotryomycetes; Sporidiobolales; Sporidiobolaceae
Product: 26S protease regulatory subunit 7
Exons: 10
Coding region: 1-1350 (449 amino acids)
Biological process (GO): proteasome-mediated ubiquitin-dependent protein catabolic process
Cellular component (GO): proteasome regulatory particle, base subcomplex
Molecular function (GO): proteasome-activating activity; ATP hydrolysis activity; ATP binding
Source: RefSeq, a predicted model, not a curated record
AUGCCCCCGCGAGCUGACUGGGAGAAGUACAAGGCGGACCCGACGAAGCAGGAGGAGACCAAGAUCGACCCGCUGGAUGACGAGGACAUCCAGAUCCUGCGAACAUACGGCCAAGGACCGUAUGCGAAGCGAUUGAAGGAUGUGGAUGCAGAGAUCAAGGAGGUGCAGAAGCGGAUCAACGACAAGAUGGGCGUCAAGGAGCUUGCGACGGGCCUCGCGCCGCCGAACCUGUGGGACCUCGCAGCAGACAAGCAACGAAUGGGCGAAGAGCACCCUCUCCAAGUCGCACGCUGCACAAAGAUCAUCCGCCUCCCCGAAGACGCCUCGCCGCCUGCUCUCGCACCGGGACAGAAACCCAACGCCGACGAGCAGGACAAGUACGUCAUCAACGUCAAGCAGAUCGCCAAGUUUGUGGUUGCGCUCGGAGACAGGGUUGCGCCGACGGAUAUCGAGGAGGGCAUGCGCGUUGGCGUCGACCGCCAGGACUACAAGAUCAUGAUUCCGCUCCCGCCCAAAAUCGACGCCUCGGUGACGAUGAUGCAGGUCGAGGAGAAGCCGGACGUGACGUACCAGGACGUCGGUGGGUGCAAGGAGCAGAUCGAGAAGCUGCGCGAGGUGGUCGAAACGCCGUUGUUGACACCCGAACGCUUCGUCGAACUUGGCAUCGAUCCGCCGAAGGGCGUCAUGCUGUACGGCCCUCCGGGGACUGGCAAGACGCUCUGCGCUCGAGCCGUCGCAAACCGUACGGACGCCACGUUCAUCCGUGUCAUCGGCUCUGAACUCGUCCAAAAGUACGUCGGCGAAGGCGCGAGGAUGGUGCGGGAACUCUUCGAGAUGGCACGCUCGAAGAAGGCCUGCAUCAUCUUCUUCGACGAGAUCGACGCCAUCGGCGGAGCAAGGUUCGACGACGGUGCCGGCGGCGACAACGAGGUCCAGCGCACCAUGCUCGAGCUGAUCAACCAGCUCGACGGCUUCGACCCGCGCGGCAACAUCAAGGUCCUCAUGGCGACCAACCGUCCCGACACGCUCGACCCCGCCCUCCUCCGUCCCGGCCGUAUUGACCGUCGCGUCGAGUUUGGACUUCCCGACAACGAAGGCCGCGCGCACAUCCUCCGCAUCCAUGCCCGCUCGAUGGCCGUCGAGCGCAAUAUCCGCUUCGAGUUGGUGGCGCGCUUGUGCCCGAACGCGACUGGCGCCGAGUUGAGGUCGGUGUGCACCGAAGCUGGCAUGUUUGCGAUCCGCCAGCGUCGGAAAAUCGCGACGGAGAAGGACUUCCUCGAUGCGGUCGAGAAGGUCAUCCGCUCGGGGCAGAAAUUCUCGUCGACGUCGUUGUACGCCAACUACCAGUAG